CUUUGAACCCUAUUGAGCAAGAGAAAUCGCAGAUCACAAAUCCUAGCUCUCUGAUCGCUGCUCGCCACCCGCAGCUCGUCGUCUGCUGCUCGCCUCCUAUUGCUCACCGCCUGCUACUCUUCAUUGCCUUUGCCGGAAGUCCUCGCAAAUCGCAACAUCGUUCAAGUUAGUCUCUCUCUCUCACUCUGCAAUUUCGUGAAAGGCAAAUAGCCCUAAGAUUGUAACUGCACCCCCUUUCUACUGCCUGCAACCUCCCUGCAACUCUCCUACCGCCUAUUGUCUGUUGUCCUCUUUCUCUGGCAUCUUCUUCUCAUGUUGAACUGGUGAGAGAGUUUCAAAUUUCAUUCCAGAGAUACCCAUUACCCAUAAACCUCAUCUAAUCCAAUGUUCAACAGGUUCAUGUAAUUAACAGCCAUCCUUUGCCAGACUUCUAACUCUAAAAUCUAAAUAAGAACAACGGCAACAAGACUUCCGUUUCCAUUUUCAAUCAGCAAAAAUAAAUAAUAGUUGAAUUGAUCAUUGUUAUAUAGAUUCAAACUAACAAAAAAUUAGUCAUUAACUUGAAUAAUAAUGUCUCUUAGCACUUCAAACUUCCAAAGUUCAAAGACGAAAAACCAUCAAAUUUAAGAGCUUUUGCUUGACCAAAUGUUCUGUAUAACCAUUAAAGCCUACAAGUUCAAAGCAACAUAAAAGUUGAUACUUUUUUUUCUUUUCAUUUCUGCUUAUGGAAGAGGGAGAAGCGAAUGAAAAAGGAACUUGCAAUGUGCUCGUAUGUCGAAGAUCUAAUUCCAUUCUUGAGUUAAAUACUUGAAAUCUCAGAAAAAAGAUGGAAGAUUUUCUUCUCAGAAGAAAGCAGAGGAUUGAUUUCCCCUCUUUCUUCAUUUGUGAUUGUAUUUGGCAGAAAUAGUUAUUGAUAGAGAUUUACCGCCAGGGAGUUGCACGCUUGGAGGCUUUAGCAGGAGAUUCCAACUCGCCAAGGAGAAGAAAGAAGUGACACGUUUUAUGGUUCAUCCAAGGAGUGAUGUUCUUGUUUGGCAAGAUAAAUUUGUUUCACCAAUAAAUUAACAUCUGGGUAUUUGAUUCUCUGACGGGAAAGUGAAAAAAUGCUAUGUGUUAGGAAAUUGAGGUAUCUUUUUACUCCAACUUCCUCAGCUUUAGCUUCCUUGAUAGUACAAGUCAACAGCAUUGAGGUUUCCCCAUGUCAGCCUUGGGCUUCUUUGAGCCACAGGUCGCUGUUUUUGUUCAUGGACUCAUGCCCCUCCAACAGCUUAAAGAUUCAAACUUUUGUUGGGAAUUUAAUGAAUGGACUCAUCGGCCUAUCGGCAGUCUCUUUCUCUACUAUGGGUGAGAGAAUCCUGGUCCAGGCUCGAGACCCGUCGAGAAUAUGUGCGGAACUAGUAGAUGCACUUGAUGAGAGCAGGUUUGAUGUUGCAUGGAAGUUGCAUCAGCAGUACAUGCAAAUGGAAGGGCUUCCUAGGAAAUCUGUUCUGAACAAGCUUCUCACAUGUUUUGCAGAAAGACAGGAUCUUCAUUGGCUUGAGAAAGCUUACAGUUUGGUGGAACUUGUUUUUGAGAAGGGUAAACCUGACUUGUUUGAGAAGGAGACUCUGAUAUUUCUUGCUUUCAUUCUUGCAAGGCAUAGAUUGCCGGUUCCUGCAUCAACUGUUUUGAGAAAAUUGGUAGAAAUGGAAGAAUACCCACCUGUAAAUGCAUGGUCGGCUGUCAUUGCCAACAUGUCACAGACAGCACCUGGGGCUUACCUUGCUGCGGAGUUGGUUCUUGAGAUUGGGUACUUGUUUCAGGAUAACAGGGUGGAUCCAAGAAAGAAGAGCAACCGACCUUUACUCGCUAUGAAGCCUAAUACUACUGUUUAUAACAUUGCUAUGGCUGGGUGUUUGUUAUUUGGGACAACUAGAAAAGCCGAGCAGCUUCUUGAAGUGAUGCCUCGAGUUGGUGUGAAAGCUGAUGCUUCUUUACUUAUCAUAAUGGCACACAUUUAUGAAAGAAAUGGACGUCGAGAAGAACUCAAAAAGCUUAAGAGACACUUAGAUGAAGGGUGUAGCCUGGGGGAUGUCCAGUUUCAGCAGUUCUACAAUUGUUUGUUGACAUGCCAUUUGAAUUUUGGGGACUUGGUUUCUGCAUCUCAGAUAGUCUUGGAAAUGCUUAGGAAGGCAAAGGAAGCACAAAACUCGCUUUCUGCUGCAACCCUUGUGCUCCAAACAGCUGGCACGGCUAAAUCCUUUCCUCUUGCACAAAGUUCUAACCCUGCAACAUUAGAUGGUUUAUGUGAUCCUAGAUCAAUUGAACAGCUUGUCCCACCUUAUGAAGAGUUCUCUAAAGAGAGAAAUUUUUUAUUACUUGAAAAUGAAGCCAAAGAAACACUGGAUGUAUUGUUAGAGAAAUUGCACACCAGAAUAGAGCUAGUUACAUCUGAAGGUGGUAUUCUCCGACCAACUGAGAGAAUUUAUGCCAAACUAGUUAAGGCAUAUCUUGAGGCAGACAAGGUUAAGGAUUUGGCCGAGUUUCUUAACAGGGCAGCAAAAGAGGAUGUCCCAGUCUCCACUGGGAAUUCUGCUGUCAUUCAUGUGAUUAAUGCAUGCAUCUCACUUGGGUGGUUGGACCAGGCACAUGACCUGCUUGACGAAAUGCGAUUAGCUGGUGUAAGAACUGGCUCCUCUUUGUACUCUUCCCUCCUAAAAGCUUAUUGUGAAGCAAACCGACCAAGAGAGGUCGAAUCUGUUCUAAGAGAUGCUCGUAAAGCCGGGAUCCAGCUGGAUUCGAGCUGCUACGAGGCUAUGAUCCAAUGUAAGGUUCUUCAGAAAGAUACCCAAGGUGCUCUUUAUAUAUUCAAAGAGAUGAAAGAAGCCAAGAUAUCAAAAUCUGUUCAUCAAGAAUUUGAUAUGCUAGUGCAGAGUUGUGCGGAGAGCAAGGAAGCAGGGUUGAUGGCGAAGUUGUUGGAAGAGAUUAAAGAAGGGCAGAGGGUAGACUGUGGGGUCCAUGAUUGGAAUAGUGUAAUCCAUUUCUUCUGUAGGAAGAGAUUGAUGCAUGAUGCUGAGAAGGCUUUGAAGAAAAUGAGGGCUCUGGGGCAUGUCCCAAAUGCACAGACUUUUCAUUCUAUGGUCACCGGGUAUGCUGCUAUAGGAGGUAAGUACCUGGAAGUAACAGAGCUAUGGGGUGAGAUGAAGGUUCUUGCUGUUUCUAGCUCAAUGAAGUUUGAUCAGGAGCUCCUGGAUUCCUUACUUUACACCUUUGUGAGGGGUGGGUUUUUCUUGAGAGCAAAUGAAGUUGUGGAGAUGAUGGAGGAAGGGAAGAUGUUUGUGGAUAAGUACAAGUACAGGAACCUCUUCUUGAAGUACCACAAAACUGCUUACAAGAAGAAGGCUCCUAAGAUCCAGACAGAAGCCCAGUGUAAGAGGAGGGAAGCAGCAUUGGCCUUUAAGAAAUGGGUUGGCUUAGUCUAAUUACCAACUAUAUUCACUGGUUGAGUAUGAAGCUGUUGCUAUUUUUCAAUUUGCAACAAGCAGCUACUAUCAACUUUCCUAAACAAUGUUUGAAGGUGAAGAAUGUGGAAAUGAAUACUUAACCUCAUCAUGUCUUGCCAAGCCCACACACAUAUUAGAAGAGAUGCAAAUUCCUCUUGGCUAAAUGUGGCUAUCAUGAGAACUAGUGAAUAUGGGUAAUUCACCAAAUNAC
Molecule: messenger RNA, 3693 nt
Organism: Macadamia integrifolia
Lineage: Eukaryota; Viridiplantae; Streptophyta; Magnoliopsida; Proteales; Proteaceae
Product: pentatricopeptide repeat-containing protein At1g03100, mitochondrial-like
Exons: 2
Coding region: 1104-3461 (785 amino acids)
Biological process (GO): RNA modification
Molecular function (GO): RNA binding; zinc ion binding; protein binding
Source: RefSeq, a predicted model, not a curated record